UUAGCUAGUUAAGAAAUGGUCAGCUGCAGAACCUUGUCAACUAGUGUAUGUUUACAUCUCAUGGUAUUGACAAAAUAAUCAUAUAGUAUUUUGCAUGUCCCAUAUAUAUUAAAUGCAGUAGCUAUUUUGUUUUUCUAUUGCUAGCUACUAAAAUGAUCUUUUUAUAAUGCCCCAAAUCCUAAAUCUAACAAGUCAAUAUUGUUUUAAAAGUUGGACGACUGUCUCAGGACGAUGGUUAACUUUAAAUUUGCUUAAUUUUUAAGUGUUUCUGAUGGUGCUGACAAACAGCUGACACUGUCAAACUUUAUAAAGAUUCAUUGUAUGUAGUAGGAUUGUUUCUUUAAUAGAAACAUGUUUAUGUCUGUUUUUCCUUGGCUAUGUACAGUGUUGGGGAGAAACUAAUUACAUGUAACAGCAUUACAUAAUUUAGUUACAAACUAAUGUAAUUAUGUAACUGUAACCCAUUCACUGAUUUCUUUUCCAAAUUGCAUUGACUGCUCUAAAACCAGUGUUUCACAAAAUAGGACAUACUUAUUCGAUAACUGUUUUAUUUCCUGUUUGGGUUUAUGUUCUUUAUGUUCUUUAUGUUUUUCCCCCAAAGAAAUGUUAGAUUUCAAGUUUCAUAUCUAUUUCAGGAUCAUAUCUAUUAAACUAUUUUUAUAAAUAGUUUUUUUUUUUUUAAAGAUCCGGUAUGAUACUGAGCAAAGUACACAAGGAAGAACAAUAAAACUGCAAUCACUUUCACACUCUUGGUUUUCACUUGCCAUUUCACAACAUGCACGCAUCUACACACUGAAAACCAGGAAGUGUGUGGAUUCAAGAGAAACAAUUUCAUUUCCCUGCUACACGAGCCCCUGCUUAAGGAUCCACACUGUUCUUGUUCACUUAAAGGGAAAAUCUGACACUUUAAUCUGUAAAAACAGAGCAGUCAUCUGAAAGUUCGCUUCUGCAAAAAAAUGGCUGAAUCUGCAGCGAGUCAGUAUGAGGAUCAGUUCAGUUGUUCAGUCUGUUUGGAUAAGCUGAAGGAGCCGGUGACGAUUCCCUGUGGACACAGUUACUGUAUGAGCUGUAUUACUGACUGCUGGGAGCAGAAGGAGCAGGAGCCGCCGUACCACUGUCCCCAAUGCAGAGAGAUUUUCAGUCAGAGACCUCUACUGAAGAAGAACACUCUGAUAGCUGAGAUGAUGGAGACGCUGCAGAAGACGUCCCUACAAACGGCUGCUGUGGAGUGUGAUGUUUGCACUACAGAGAAGAACAGAGCUGUAAAGUCCUGUCUGCAGUGCUUGGCCUCCUUCUGUCAAACUCACCUGCAGCCUCACUAUCAAUCUCCUGCGUUUAUGAAGCACAAACUAGUCGAAGCCUCCAAAAACAUUGAGGAGAACAUCUGCCUCAAUCAUAAAAGAACUCUGGAUAUUUUCUGCCAGGAUGACCAACUAUGUGUUUGUUACUUGUGUAUGGUUGACAGCCAUAAAAACCACAAUGUGGCAUCUGUGGAUUCAGAAAUGAUUAACAAAAAGAAAGAGUUAAAGGAAAUAAAAGAGGCGUGUCAGAAGCUGAUUGAGGAGCGAGAGAGAGGUCAGCAAGAUCUCAGUGAAGCUGUGAAGCUCCUUAAAAGUUCCGCUCAAGAGGGCGUGGAGAUCAUUGAGAAGGUCUUCACUGAGCUCAUCUGCUCUCUGGAGAAGAAACGCUCUGAGAUUAAAGAGCAGAUCAGAGCUCAGGAGAAGACUGAGAUAGAUCGAGCAGAGAAACUUAACAAACGUCUAGAUCAAGAACUGACAGAACUCAGAAAAAGACAAACAGUGAUUGACAAACUUCUGAUUACUAAUGAUCAGGUCAAGUUUCUGAAGAGCUGUCAGUCUGUGUGUGUUUUACCAGCAUUUGAAGAGGUUCCCAGCUUCACUCAACACACUCAUCUGUCUUUUAAAGACAUUUCAAUCUCAGCAUUCAGAAAGGUUUUGGAGAACAUCUGUCAACAGCAAACAGCCAGAAUUUCUCGAGAAGUGUCAUGUAUUUAUAUGGCACUAGACACAAAGACACCAGAUCCAAAGACUCCAGAUGAUUUUUUACAGUAUUUCUAUCAGAUUCACCUGGAUCCAAACACUGCAAACAAAACCCUCAAACUGUCAGAAGACAACAUGAAAAUAUCACGUUCAGAUAGAGUUCAGCAAUAUCCUGAUCACCCAGAGCGAUUUGAUUUGCUUCCCUACAUUAUGUGUCGAGAAGGUUUGUUUGGUCGCUGUUACUGGGAGGUUGAGUGCAGUGGGAACGACUGGGGUGUAGCAGUUUGUUACAAAGGAAUUGGUCGUAAAGGAAACACUGAUGACUGUAGGCUUGGCUCCAACAAAAUAUCCUGGAGACUGAACAACAACUAUUUCACUCAUGACAAGAAAAACGUCUCAAUCUCUGUGUGCUCUUCUAGAAUAGCAGUGUAUCUGGAUCACAGAGCAGGAACUCUGUCCUUCUACAGGAUCUCUGACCCAAUGACUCUACUACACAGAGUCCAGACCACAUUCACUCAACCGCUCUACCCUGCAUUUUAUACUAACAGCACUUCAUCUGUCAGGAUCAUAGAGCAUAGCAGAGGAGAGCCUAAGUAGACUCUUGAUUAAGAUUUACAUUCAGUUUUUGAAUUCAUUCUUAAAAUGAGUAUACAUGUAAAAAAAAUAAUUAAAAUCAAAAUGCAAGUUGUAGUUUGUAUAAAAGUUCUCAUUAGGUGGCAACAGUAAACAGGCCUAAACAACACUCACUUAAAACUCUUAAAAUAAACACAAGUAAAAAUUCUUCAGCUUAUCAUCAUAUUUUCUGAAAUCAGUUGUUGCAGUAAUGUUUGUGUGUGUGUUGGCAUCUGAAAAUGUGCUUCUUCAGGUUUAUUUACUGCAACUCAUAAUAAUCCACGUCGAAAUCCACGAUGUAGUUCAUUAUCAGACCACAAGGUGUCAGAAUUAGAGAAGAAAAUGGUCAGCUGCAGAACCUUGUCAAUGUAUGUUUACAUUUCACAAUGUUGAAAAUGAUUGUUUUGCACAUCAUAGAUGAAUUAAAUGCAGUCGCUAUUAUGUUUUUCUAGUGUUGCUAGCUGCUAAAAAGACUGUCUUAUAAUGCGCCAAAUGUAAAACCUAAUAAGUCAAUAUAUUGAUAUAGUCAACAUCUUUUUUAAAAGUUGAAUGAUGUGACUCAGGAUCACGCUUGACUUUGAAUUCGCUUGUUUUAAACGUGUUUCAUUACUGCAAAACAUCUGAUGGUGUUGAAAAACAGUUGACAUAGAUAUGGAACUUCAUAAAACAAACCUCAUCCUGACAGUAUGUUGAAGGAUUGUUUCUUUAUGUCUUUUUGUUUUUCCUUGGCUAAAUAUAUAAUUACAAAUGUAAUGACUUUGGUCAAA
Messenger RNA from Labeo rohita (rohu), 3379 nucleotides. RefSeq names its product tripartite motif-containing protein 16-like. The transcript has 7 exons. NCBI's taxonomy places the organism in Eukaryota, Metazoa, Chordata, Actinopteri, Cypriniformes, Cyprinidae. Bases 957 to 2597 code for a protein of 546 amino acids. Gene Ontology annotation, molecular function: protein binding; zinc ion binding. The record is from RefSeq and is a predicted model, not a curated record.